AAUACACUAAUUUAGCUUCCUGGAUAUUUUCAGUGUGUUUUAUAGAUAUAUUAUUUAAAAUCGUAUUGCUUUCUUUUAGAAUGAAAAAGUGCUGUAAGAAAUAAAUUCCCUACGAAGGAAAGAAAAUUAUUUCUUUGGAGUUAUUCAGCAGAGAAAUUUGUUUUGAAAAUUACCUUGAAAAUGAUGUUUUGGAUUACUGUUCUAUUGCUGACUCUAGAAAGACACAUUUCUACAUCUCUGAUUAAGAAGUCGCCCAUCACAUAUUUACUGCAAAAUCCGAAUGAACACUAUGAUUUCACUCAUCUGAUAGCAAAUGAUUCCAAAACUGUUAUCGUGGGUGGCACAAACUAUAUCCACGUGGUAUUCACGGGUAACUUAAGCAUAAAAGUCUCAAAGAAAAUUGGACCAGAACUUGAUAAUCCUAACUGUAUAUAUCUCCAAAACAAGGACUGUAUUAAGUCAAUGUACAAUAGUUACAUUAAAGUUCUAUUAAUUAACAAGCAAAGGCAGCCAAAGGAAGACGUGCUCAUAAUAUGUACAACAUUAUUUCAUGGCAGCUGUAGAAAAAGGAGUGCAUCAACUUUGGAACUGCUUCCUGGUUCAGGCCAAAGGUCAGGACAUCCAGUUGUGGCUAAUAAUAGCACUGCCUCUACUGUGGCAUUCCUUGCACCAGGGCCAAAAAACUCAACAGCUAUGUACGUCGGGGCCUCCUGGACUAACACAGGGUCUAGACCCAUAAGAAGUCUUGUACCUACAUUUAGCAGCAGAAACACAGUUGACUUUGAUUUCACAACCUAUCUUUUAGCACAAAAAUCGUACACUAUGGUGGAUCAAACUUAUGUUGAUUCAUUUCCCAUUCGAUACAUAUAUGGCUUUGAAUUGGAAUAUUUCAGUUAUAUCGCAACAAUUCAAAAACAGACGUUAAAGGCAGAUAACUACGUGUCCAAAUUGAUACGUGUUUGUCAAUUUGACAAAUUCUUCUAUUCAUACGCUGAAACAUCACUAAGUUGUGUAUACAGUGGAAAAUCAUAUAAUCUGUUACAAACAGCGCAUUUAAGUAAAGCAGGGCGCUAUUUAGCCAAGGAAUUGGGGAUACCAGAAAAUGAACGUGCUUUGUUCGCUAUGUUCGGAUACGGCAAUCCAUAUGAUCCGAAAAACAGAGUCAAAGAAUCAGUCUUGUGUAUCUUUCCUUAUAAUUACAUAAAAAAAGUGUUCACUCGUAAUACACAGAAAUGUUUUCAAGGCAUCGGGAAAACUGGACCGGAUCAUCUAGUUUUACCAAAUAACUGUCUAUCUACAAAUUUAGACAUUGGAGAAAAUUAUUGUGGCCAGUACGAAUUCAACCAUCCAAUUGACGGCCCAGAACCUAUCUCGUCUACAGGGGUUAUCUCGUUAGAUAUCACUGCUUCUUCGCUGAUGUUGACCACCACACAAAAAGGUCAUACUGUAGCAUUUGUCGGAACUAGCUCAGGUAAAAUAAAGAAGAUUAAAAUUCAGACAAGUUCGAUUGUAAAGGAAUAUGAUGAAUUAUCUAUAGAUACUGGGAUACCUAUCACAAAAUAUAUAUUUAAUGUUGAUGAUCAGAAUGCCUUAUAUGUGCUUACUUCUAGGAAGCUUAUCAAAAUGGACGUGGAAACUUGUAAACACAAAGCUUUAUGCGAUGAGUGUGUUGAGGAUCCAUUUUGCGGAUGGAAUUCGCUGUCAAACAUGUGUGAUACAUUUAAAAGCAGUUCAGGAACUCUAGCAUCUACCUCACAAUGUCCGAGAAUAGCAAAUAUGACGAAAACUCGUUCCAACAAGACUGGAAUUGCAAUUCUAGGUAUUGACAACUUGUCCAUGCUUAAAGGAAAUUACACGUGUCGAUAUAGCGGGUAUGGUACAGAGAUCAUGACAGAUUUCAAGAGGAUUGGUAAUGAUAAUGUACACUGCAUCAUGCCACAGAUGGAAACAUUACCAUCAAUUAUAAACCAAAAAGGUUGUAUAAGGAUGAAAAUAUCUAUCCUGUUUGAGAAAAGACCAAUGCUAUCGAAAUCCAUCGAUUUCUUUGAUUGUGAAUUGGAGGUAACCAACUCUUCCUGUUUAGGAGAAAAUUGUACAGUUGAUGGCUUUUGGAGUUCCUUUGGUGUUUUUGGAGAAUGGAGUAGUUGUAAUCAAACGUGUGGUGGAGGGCAUAAAAACAGAACUCGAUACAGAUCCUGCACUGAUCCCCCUCCGUCAGAGGGAGGGGAAGUUUGUCAGGGGUCACCCCUAGACAGAGAGAUACAGCAGUGUAAUACACAGGAAUGUCCGGUGUACGGUACUUGGACAUCCUUUGAAGAAAUUCUAGAUUGGAGUCAGUGUAGCCAAUCCUGCGGUAGGGGGACACAGAGACGUGUGAAAAUAAGAACAUGCAUUCCGUCCAAAAUCGAGAAUGAAACGGAAAUUUGUAAUGGAUCAGCAAAAGUACAAUACACCCGUUCAUGUUCGUCUAACCAAUGCCCUUCGGAUGACAACGGUACAAUGAAGAUACUAGCAUUUGUUGGAGGACCAGUUUUGCUUAUGUUAUGUGUGUUCAGCAUUGCAUGCAUUUGUUAUCGUCGGAGAAGCAUUGAAAGGAUUGUUCAUAACCAGUCAUUGGCACCACAAGAUCAGAAACUCCCACUGGAAGAUGAAGAACCCAGUCGUUCACACUAUAAUUACAUUACUGAUAUGAAAAGAGAUAAUGAAGACGACUUGGAAGUGUACAAUGAAAUUGUUGAAUUGGAUGAACUCGAUUAUUUAACACCCAUAAAUGCCGCAAACUCCUCAAAUUCUGAAAAUACUGACACUAAUGGUACACCAUUACUUGGUCACAACGGCUAUUCCUCAGACAAGUAUUACAUGUUGAAUGCUGUCAGACAUGAUAACCCUUACAGAGAUCUAAACCAUUUAUUGACGGAUGGAACACCGAACAAUUUGACUUCAAACGAAAACAACACUUCUGAGGAAGUUCAGUAGGCAGGGCAUCAUGCGAUAUCACAUGUAGCUGUUUGUCACAAGAUUUGAAUUUUUCACUAUACAUUUUAAAGCCAUAUGAAUCUAUUUCAUAAUUUCAAUCAUUUCUUUAUCCUAGCUCAAAGCAGUCACAUGAAUUGCCGUUUUAUUUUUUAAAGCUGAACACGACUCGUAAAUAGACAAACGCCAUUUUCGAUAU
Saccostrea cuccullata (small rock oyster) is the source of this 3172-nucleotide messenger RNA. Its product is annotated as plexin-A4-like. The transcript is spliced from 12 exons. Gene Ontology annotation, cellular component: semaphorin receptor complex; plasma membrane. Gene Ontology annotation, biological process: regulation of cell shape; negative regulation of cell adhesion; regulation of cell migration. Lineage: Eukaryota; Metazoa; Mollusca; Bivalvia; Ostreida; Ostreidae. The record is from RefSeq and is a predicted model, not a curated record. Gene Ontology annotation, molecular function: semaphorin receptor activity; protein binding. Bases 181 to 2976 code for a protein of 931 amino acids.